CCGCCGCCGCCGGCGGGCCCAGGCCGCCCCGAUGCCCGAGCCGGGCCCCAGGAUGAACGGCUUCUCGCUGGGCGAGCUGUGCUGGCUCUUCUGCUGCCCGCCGUGCCCCAGCCGCAUCGCCGCCAAGCUGGCCUUCCUGCCGCCCGAGCCCACCUACGCCGUGCUGGCGCCCGAGCCGCGCGGCCCCGGCGCCCCGGGCCCGGGCCCGGCCUCCGCCGCCGCCGCCGCCCCCGCCGCGGCCCAGCCCGCGCCGCCGCCGCCCGGGGCGCCCGGGCCCGCGCCCGGCGCCUGCAGCCUGCGCCUGAGCGAGCGCGCCGACUGGCAGUACUCGCAGCGCGAGCUGGACGCGGUCGAGGUCUUCUUCUCGCGCACCGCCCGCGACAACCGGCUGGGCUGCAUGUUCGUGCGCUGCGCGCCCGCCAGCCGCUACACGCUGCUCUUCUCGCACGGCAACGCCGUGGACCUGGGCCAGAUGUGCAGCUUCUACACCGGCCUGGGCUCGCGCAUCAACUGCAACAUCUUCUCCUACGACUACUCGGGCUACGGCGUCAGCUCGGGCCGGCCCUCGGAGAAGAACUUGUACGCCGACAUCGACGCCGCCUGGCAGGCGCUACGCACGCGGUACGGUGUCAGCCCCGAGAACAUCAUUCUCUAUGGCCAGAGCAUUGGGACGGUUCCCACCGUAGACUUGGCCUCGCGGUACGAGUGUGCAGCAGUAAUCCUCCACUCCCCUCUCAUGUCUGGAUUGCGCGUGGCUUUUCCAGACACCAGGAAAACAUACUGCUUUGAUGCCUUUCCCAGCAUUGACAAGAUAUCGAAAGUCACCUCUCCCGUGCUGGUCAUUCACGGCACCGAGGACGAGGUCAUCGACUUCUCCCACGGCCUUGCCAUGUACGAGCGCUGUCCUCGAGCCGUGGAGCCCCUGUGGGUGGAAGGCGCUGGCCAUAAUGACAUAGAGCUCUAUGCACAGUAUCUAGAGAGACUAAAACAAUUCAUAUCUCACGAACUCCCUAACUCCUGAAGACAGCCGCUGCUUUACCUCAUUUGCCGUGAACAGAAGCACCCUCCGUGUUAUACACGCUUUCACAGGAUAGCGGUAACAGCCCAGUCACCAUGAAGAAGUGCCAGCCUUCAGGGUGCUCUGCUUGACGUCUUUUGUAUCUAGAGUUGUUCUAAUUCCCGCCACCCAUUAAUUGAGCAGUGGUUCCCAGCGUCAUUGCCUGCAGAGGAACUGAGAACUAGAGUGGCCUGUGGGACCGUCUUCCAGAGCUGUAGAAAGUGUGUCCCGUUGUUUCUCACCUCGCCAUCUUCUCUGAUUUAUUGACGUAGGACUCGACCCUCCCUCCUCCAGUGUUCCCGGUAUUUGACCUCAGUUUUUUCUCAGCCUCGGGGUUCCGGGGUCAGUCCAUUUGUGAGCUGUGCUAGUGUAACUGGAAGACUCCUGUGAGGAGUUCCUUAUUUGGGUUAACAUGCUGUUUUCUUCCCAAACAGAUGACUCAAAGAGUAAUUUACUGUAACUAUCAUGAGCAGCCUCCCCAACUGCAACCAUAUAAAUAAAACUGGAAUAUUCUUACACAAAAGGAACUGGGGGUUUUUUAAGUGUAAAUUUAUUACUAGCCAACAGAGUUUUAAUAUUUUGAUUGUUGGGUCAGUCUAACAGAGCCUGGCUGACUUUCCUACUGUAAAGCCCUCCUUGUAGGCUUUUUUAAACUACUGUACAUAUUUGCAAUUACAUUGUGCAUAGAUUCUUAAUGGGUAGUUUUCUUUUGUCAGGCUACAAUGAUGAACUACAGAUUCCUUGUUUGUAAUGUAAAUGAUUGAAUACAUUUUGUUAAUAUGUUUUUAUUCCUAUGUUUUGCUAUUAAAAUUUUUAUAACAUUUCCAAGACAAAAAUUCCAAGUUUAUGCUUUGAAGAAUUUAUGUAAUUAAAAUUUCACUAAACUAAUCUGUUUAGGAGUUACUUGGGUUUGACACUGGAAUUGCGCCAAAUAAGCAUCGGAAAUGUAAGAUUCUUAAAAUUGCUACACUGCUUGUGUUGGUUGGGGAUUUUGGGGGGAGUCCUUUGGUUUAAUUUCUUUUCAAAUUUAAAAGCCUUAAAUGUACUGUAAACCUCAGAUUGUUGUGCACCCGGAUUGCGGUUGAUUGCCAGUUUGUGUACUGUUGCUUGAAUGCAGCACAGUGGUUGGUAAUGGAAUAAAGGACGCAUGGAGCAGA
Molecule: messenger RNA, 2214 nt
Organism: Dipodomys spectabilis (banner-tailed kangaroo rat)
Lineage: Eukaryota; Metazoa; Chordata; Mammalia; Rodentia; Heteromyidae
Gene: Abhd17c
Product: abhydrolase domain containing 17C, depalmitoylase
Exons: 3
Coding region: 32-1021 (329 amino acids)
Biological process (GO): protein depalmitoylation
Cellular component (GO): endosome membrane; plasma membrane
Molecular function (GO): palmitoyl-(protein) hydrolase activity
Source: RefSeq, a predicted model, not a curated record